This is a messenger RNA of Rubroshorea leprosula, 2317 nucleotides long. Lineage: Eukaryota; Viridiplantae; Streptophyta; Magnoliopsida; Malvales; Dipterocarpaceae. The record is from the annotation of a GenBank genome assembly.
AUCACACCCUGUUUUUUGUUCUUCAACAUGAUUCCGUUCAGGCUUAAUAUUAAGAAACUAGCACCCUUCUGUCUUGUCUUGAGUCUUUUUGCCUUGAACUCUGUGUUUGCAAGGUUUAUAGUGGAGAAAAGUAGCAUAUCGGUGCUAUCUCCAUUGAGCAUGCGUUCCAAGCAUGACGGUUCCAUAGGCAACUUUGGAGUACCUGACUAUGGAGGGUUCAUGGUGGGAUCGGUUGUGUAUCCAGACAAGGGUGCCGAUGGAUGUAAACCCUUUGAUGGCGUUAGCUUCAAGUCUAAGUUUUCCCGCCCCACUUUUCUCCUUCUUGAUCGUGGAGAAUGUUACUUUGCCUUGAAGGUAUGGCACGGUCAACAGGCUGGUGCUGCAGCGGUGUUAGUGGCUGAUAGCAUGGAUGAACCUCUAAUUACAAUGGAUUCUCCUGAGGAGAGCCUUGAUGAAGAUGGAUAUGUGGAGAAGAUUGGGAUUCCAUCAGCUUUGAUAGAAAAGUCUUUUGGUGACAGCCUGAAGCAAGCCUUGAAGAAAGCUGAAGAUGUUGUGCUAAGGUUAGACUGGAGAGAGUCGAUGCCCCAUCCUGACCAGAGAGUUGAAUAUGAGCUCUGGACAAACAGCAAUGACGAGUGUGGGAUUCGUUGUGAUGAGCAGAUGACUUUUAUAAAGAAUUUCAAGGGUCAUGCCCAGAUACUUGAGAGGGGGGGUUAUACUAUGUUUACACCACAUUACAUAACUUGGUAUUGCCCUGAAGCCUUUAAAUUAAGCAGUCAGUGUAAGUCUCAGUGCAUAAAUCAUGGGAGGUAUUGUGCCCCUGAUCCAGAGCAAGAUUUUGGAGUUGGAUAUCAAGGAAAGGAUGUGGUGUUUGAGAACUUGAGGCAGCUCUGUGUCCACAGAGUUGCCAACGAGAGCAACAGGUCUUGGGUUUGGUGGGAUUAUGUGACAGAUUUUCACAUAAGAUGUUCUAUGAAGAACAAGACGUACAGCAAAGAAUGUGCUGAGGAUGUCAUGAAAUCACUUGAUUUGCCUGUCGAGCAAAUCAAAAAGUGCAUGGGUGAUCCUGAAGCAGAUGUGGAGAAUGCAGUUCUUAAAAUGGAGCAAGAACUUCAGGUUGGCCAAGGAUCGCGAGGAGAUGUUAGCAUUUUGCCAACAUUGGUUGUUAAUAACGUUCAGUAUCGAGGGAAAUUGGAGAGAACAGCCGUGCUUAAGGCCAUAUGUGCUGGAUUCAAGGAGACCACAGAUCCUCCAAUUUGUUUGAGUGGAGAUCUCGAGACUAACGAGUGCCUUGAGAGGAAUGGUGGCUGUUGGCAGGACAAAGAAGCGAAUAUAACUGCUUGCAAGGACACAUUUAGGGGAAGAGUGUGUGACUGUCCCAAUGUGAAGGGUGUGCAGUACAGAGGAGAUGGUUAUGUAUUUUGUGAAGCUUUUGGACCUGCUAGGUGUACAAUUAAUAAUGGGGGUUGCUGGUCUGAAACAAGAAAUGAGUUGACUUUCUCAGCUUGCUUAGAAAACCAGUUAACAGGCUGUCAAUGCCCACCAGGCUUUCGCGGGGAUGGCCACAAAUGUGAAGAUAUCAAUGAGUGCAAGGAAGGUCUUGCUUGUCAGUGUAGUGGUUGCUCCUGUAAAAACACUUGGGGCGGAUAUGAGUGCAAGUGUAAGGGUGAUCAUCUCUAUAUGAGGGAACAAGAUGUUUGUAUUGAACGCAGUGGGUCAAGAUUUGCAUGGUUCCUCACCUUCGUUAUCCUAGCAGCUUUGGCCGGUGCUGGUCUAGCAGGUUACAUUUUUUACAAAUACAGGCUCCGGUCUUACAUGGACUCGGAGAUCAUGGCUAUCAUGUCACAGUACAUGCCACUUGACAGUCAGCAUGCCAACGAAGUUCCCAGUGAGGCUCAGCCUUUACGGCAAACCUCAACAGCAUAAGAAUGGAAAACAAAAUGUCCUCAGCGCCAAAGACGCAGCUCCAUUGCAUGCUUUUCUGGAUAUCAGUCUUCAUGUACAUGUAUAGCAGCUCUUACAGAAGCCAGAAAGGGGAUUGAUUCCUCUUCGGCCAUAUGAAUCAAUAAGGACAGCUACACUUAUCUGUAUACUAAAGUCUUCCUUCACAGAACCCUUCUUUACCCUCUUUGUAGAUAAAAGUAGUUGAGAUGUAAACAGAGAUAGAAGGAUGACGCUGUAUCAUGUGACAAUCAAAAGAAAAUAAGCAAGUGAAGGAAAGAGCGGUAUAGAGAAAAGAAUGUCUGAAAUCAAUGCUGUUUCCCCUUCUAUCUGUAAGUUUGAAGAGAAGAUUGUUGUUAUGGGAUGUAAUUUUUGU